AUGGACAUCGAGGGAAUGGAAUUCCUACUGGAUGCGGUCGACAGGUUCCCCGUGUGGGAGGAGUUUGCCGACAACCUUGACCACAUAGAUCCAGUCCCGCUGAUGUACCUUCUGGAUAAUGGGGCUGCUAAUCAGGAUAUUCGCCAGGGGGAUGUUGAUUCCGGGAUAACUGAGAUGGUGUGCGAUGGUGUGCUCACCGACGCUCAGGUAGGUGGCCAGCGUAGGCGUGAUGAAUCUCCGACGAGGUCUGCCCAGUCGACGGGAAGAGUAAAUCCGCAGGCCCCCGGCUGGACUAAAAGGCUUCGUCUCGGGAGUGUGCCACCGGACCGUGUGCCCUGUCCAUCAAGGAUGAGCGCCCUGGAGCUAUCAAUGCGUAAAUACGCUGAGCAACCUGACAAGAAUGUGGUCCGACCUGAGCUAGGUCUUAGUUUUGAUUCACUGGGCGAGGCGUAUGAUUUCUACAACUUGUAUUCUUGGGAAAUCUGUUUUGGGAUAAGAUAUGGAAAAAGCAGGCUGAACGCCGAGAGAACCAAAAGCAUACAGGAGAUAGUUUGUGGUUGUUCGGUGAGCGGCCUUUCAGUUUCAGAUUAA
Molecule: messenger RNA, 591 nt
Organism: Triticum turgidum subsp. durum (durum wheat)
Lineage: Eukaryota; Viridiplantae; Streptophyta; Magnoliopsida; Poales; Poaceae
Source: the annotation of a GenBank genome assembly